AUGCUCAUUCGUCGUGUUUUAUUUGCGCAGUUCUUCUACGCCAGCUUGGGUGCUUCAAUUUGCCGCGCUGCUACUGUGCCUGACUUCCCAACCCCGGUGUCCGGAAUACAGUUUCUACCGCUGGAACAGCACAUGGACGCUACAGUUUGCGUGCUCACAGACUGCCCCAUCGCCCCAGUAGACGAUGGUCACGGCCUGUCGGUGAAGGCACCCACCCCUUGCACUGAUAAUGCCUCGCUUCACCGUCCAUCGUUCGGCAGGUUCCAUUCCGUGACGUCACCGGCCGCGGAUAUAAAAGCACCACCGCCGCAUCUGCACGUCAGUGGGCAAGGAAACAGCGAAGCUUCGACGAUGCUCAUCUGUCGUGUUUUCUUUGCGCAGGUAAACUACCUCCAAAAUGCUUACUGCUUUCGCUCUGAUAAUCGCUUCUUGCUGCUGUUUCCUUGCCCAUUUGACUGUUCUGAUGGUCUUGCUACGAAGUGCCUUUCAUUGCGUUCGCAUCUAUUCCAUUGCAUUUGCACACUGCUUCAGAGCGGGGAUGUAGAAACAAAUCCAGGCCCUCAGAGACAGGCAAAGUCUAGUUCAGCCAACAAAGGCAGUAAUAUUGCUUCAAGCAGCAGUUCUGCCAUUAACCUUUCGGCAAUGGAUAACAACGAAAGGCUUGAGGAGACAGACAGCAUUGCUUCUGUUAAAAGCAUGUUGAAUGAGCUACUAUCAGGACAGAAAAAACUGGCUGACGAUAUAGCUGAAAUCAAGCAAUUUCAUCAAUCCGUAAAUUCUAGAUUUGAUGCCCUCGAAUCUCGAGUGGCUUCUCUUGAAUCAACCUCCGUAUCAGCGGCUGUUUCUGAGGGGACCUGUUCCCUAAAACAAGAACUUAACUCAGUGAAAUCCAUCGUGGAACAACUUACCGCAAAAAAUGAUGACCUAGAAAACCGAUCCCGGAGAAACAACGUUAUUUUUCAUGGCAUUUCGCAAGAACCCGAGGAAACAAAUGCGUCACUGCUUUCAAAGGUGUCACAGUUGAUUACAGAUGAACUUGAAAUGGAAUGCCCGCGAAUCGAAAGAUGCCAUCGCUUAGAGAACGGUAGCGAAGGCCGUCCUCCUCCUACUAUCAUUAAACUCCUCAAUUUCAACGACAAAGUUGCGAUUAUGAAAAGUGCCAGGAACAUCGAAGACCCAAAUGUUCGCGUUACUGAGGAUUUUACAGCUCGCGUACACAUAAUACGUAAAAAAUUGUGGGAAGCAACAAAGUCUGUGAGAGAUACUGGCACAAACGUUCGCAUUAUCUACGAUCACGUCUUCAUUGACAAUGUUCGUCACGACUGGGACAAUGCUUCUGUCUCAUUCGGACCAACAGCCGCACAAAAGGUAUUAAAACUGCACUCCCUCUUCCCGGUCCUCGAUGACUACCACAACAGAAGAACGCUAACUUACACCUCUUAA
This is a messenger RNA of Rhipicephalus microplus (southern cattle tick), 1443 nucleotides long. RefSeq lists its product as uncharacterized. NCBI's taxonomy places the organism in Eukaryota, Metazoa, Arthropoda, Arachnida, Ixodida, Ixodidae. The record is from RefSeq and is a predicted model, not a curated record.